GGGGGGUGGGGAGGAGAAGGAGGAAUUUGAAAUGCCAGAGAUGCUGGCAGGAGUUACAAGGACAACAAUGGAGAGGAAGGCAUUUCUCGUACUAGAGGAGACCAGGAGAAGUGAGGUCCAUUCAGCACCUUGUUAACUUUGGACAGAUAAAACUGCUUUCUAGAAGUGCAGUACAGCAUGGGAGCAGACUAGCAGGAUAGAAGGUUUCUAGGAAGAGACCUAGGGGAUAUAGGAAGGAAUUUCUUAAGUUCAUGCAUGAUCUUAAAGUGGGCAUUCUGUGAUGGUGUAUUUAGUGUUCUGCCUCAUACUCCACUCCUAAGAAGUCUGGUAGCUAUUCCCUUUUCUAUAUCUUAAGGACAGUUUGUGGUUCAAGGGCAUAGCCCAUGCUCUUAUCUUCAUGUCUUGAGUCACAUGGGCUUACUCUAAGAAAAAAUGAAAUGUUGCAGCAGGGCUGGAAGGUGAGUGCAAAUACAGCUUCCUCUGCACUCCCAGAACUUUCCUGAGAAAGACAGCCUGAUCUUUUAUUUUGUUCCCUUUGCCCAGGGGAGAACAAGGUGUGCUUCCUUCAGGCUACCAGAGGAAGCUUUAUGUGCUUGUCUUACCAGUGCAGAAGGGUGUUUAACCAGUCUGUCCUGAUAGGCUCCAUGUAACAGCUAUCCUGCAGUAACCAAAAUAUCCAUGCAAAUCUAGUUUUGAUGCCCCUGGGCUGAGCUAUCUGUGCAGUGCUGCUGUAUCCAGAAUCAAAAGUAAUAGUGGACAGCAGUAAGUGGUCAGGAAGAAGUACCUAGAUGUUUGUAUAAUAUAUCCUGAAAACUACUUGUAUAUAUGUAGAUGCCGUGUUUGCCCAGAUAAGUCUGAUUAUAGUGCAGAACGUUGCAAUCACAUGCAGAUUUUUUUUCAUUUACAGCUUUAAUGUACUGAGAAAUCAUUAAGUCUGACCUCCAAACCAAGUCACUUCUCUUUGGUUUGGGGAGUUUUGCCAUCCCGCAUUCCUAGUUGUUGGAUUUGUAAGACUAUGGAAGUUAGAUAUCUUAAAUCACUGGACUGCUCUGCAUUAACUCCUUCCAAAUGUCAAUUUUUUCUUUUAAUUUUUUAUACAUCAUACUUUUUUUUUUUUUUUUUUUUAAGAAAUAAGGAUGAUGAAGCAUUACGGAUUUGAAAGAAAAGAAUUUGACAACGCUUACACCAAAUAUGUUAUCAGGAUUUCCUUGUACUUUCUCUUUUAGGAAAUAAUUUUAAUACCUCUCAAUUAAAUCACAUAUUUAAGCAGCAGGGCGUUUCGGCAGAAGCCAAUUACCACUCACUAAUGAACCCUCGUAGUUUGCUAAAUUAUUUUAAAUGAAUGAGAGUACAUUUAGCUUUCUAACGAUAGUACAUUUAACUUCUAAAACAACUUUGAUCAAGUCCACUUUUCUCCAGACUGCCUGCUGUGCUGAACUCUUUAUUCCCAAACGCCACUCAGUUAAUCUGAAAAAUUGUUAAUCAGAAACAUAAAAUUAGUUUCCCUCUCAGAAACACAAAGUCUACUGGAAAGUACUCAGCAAAUUCAUCACUAUUCUUUUACCUCCUCUCAGUGCUGAUAUCUGGCCAAGUCUUCAUAUUUGACAACAUUUCAGGUAAAGAUGACUGGAGAGCUUUGUUUUUUUAAUUGGGAGAUCUCUGUUUCACACUGUGUUACCUUUCCAAAGAACACCUACAUGUUUCACCAAUUAUUUGAGUCGUCACAGCUACAAAACUUGAGUAAAACUGGGUUCAGUUUUUUGGUUCCUGGUUGGAUACUAUAUGUGCCUUGCAUAAAGUCAAAACAUGAGGCAAAUUAUUCCUGCUUCCUUUGUAACGUGAUGCCACGUCAUUUGUUGGGUGUGAUGGAAAGAACUAAUUUAACAGUAUUCCUCUUCUCCUUUGGAUCAGAGUACAGCUAAGAAAACCCCAGCUGGGAUUUUUUCUUUUCAAAAGGAAUGUGCAUUUCUGUCCUCUCCUGCUAACCUCAUGUCCCCUAAUAAUUUCAGCUGUAAUACUCAGGGUGUGCCAAGGACACUAGAUCUCUUUGCUCCACAUUUUAUUUAUACACAUUGGUGUCCAAAGUCUAUACCCUUAUAUAUGCCAUUAAAUCUCAGGUUUUGCCUAGGAAUCGGUUGCUGUCAACCCCAGUUAAUAUUGAGAAACAGGAAUCCAACUAGUGAGGUCUUUGUGAAGCUAUGACAACAGUAACAAAGGAAAAGAUUAUUAUUAUCAUUUAAGAUUACAAAUGUUUCUGCUGAUCUCUCUUUCAAGAGAUACCUAUCUCCAGAUCUUCUCUUUAAUCUUCUACCACUCCUACAGUAUAUAGUUCUUUCAGAAAUGUGUCGAUUGUCAGUGGAGUUGUCCAAAUUAUCAAAAUAUCUAUUUGAUGUAGUACACUAUAUUUACUUUUUACUGUGUGCCUUUUCAGUCCCAGGCAUUUAGAUAUUCAUGACAAAUAUUAUGGAGAAAGAAUUAUGUUUAACUGACUGUAGUUUUCACCAAGGAAUACAUAAAACUGAAUCAAGACACUUAAAGAUUCUUCCUACAAAAUUGGCAAGAAUCCCCAUUUGUCUUUUCCAAAACAGUAAUGUUUAUUUAUCUAAUGCUUUAAAUUUUCUACAAUGUUUUGAAUUCCAACGCUGAUUAUAUGAGCAGUGUGUGUAUUGAAUGUGAUUAUUUUAUAUAGAACAGAAAAAGAUACACACUCAUUUAACCAUGACUGUAGUACAGCUUGAAAAUAGGAAUGACUACCAUUCUGAGGUGGACUGUUUGUGUUCAUUCAUUGUUUCUAACUUUCAUAAGGGAAUAGGUUUACAGCUGAGUCAAAUGUUGCGACAUGACAAAAACCUCCAGCUAACAUUCAGCUUAGGAGAGACUAUUUAGUCAAGUUAUGGGUGUCUUUUCUAUUUGGUGCUGAUACAAACUCUCCCACUGUAUACUCACUGUGGUUAAAACCACACCUUUCAAAAGCACAAUAUGCCUGUGGAAAUCACGUUGGAAGGAAGCCACACAGAAUGAACAGUUGGCUUCAGUGAGCCUUCCUGUUUCUCCCAGUAAAAUUUCUGCUUUUAGAGAGCACAUCCCAACUACUGACAGAACUUACAGGAUCAACACGAGAUUUUGCAAUAGAACAGCUCUACAGGAUUCUACAAAAUGAAGUGUUUCUGUGGAUUUGUGUCCACAUCUAGAAAGGACAGACAUGCAGUGAUAAACUUUGUCUAACCAGGAACAAGAUGAAAGAUGCACAAGGCUGGACAGUUCCCACACCAGGAACUCCGCCUGUGUACAGCAUUAUGAUUGCACCACUUGAGGAUGGAAGAGGUUGUACAAAUCCCUCUGGGAGCAUUCAGAUCUGGGCUAAGCCUCACUUUCAGUUUUUGAGCAACAUCACUGUGAAGAAACAUGCCAAGUUUGCCCUCUUAACAUGCCUGGCCCCAGCUCUCUGUGGCCACACCAGCACAUGCACUUGGGCUGCUCAUAGGCCUUCAGCUGUCUCUGGACACACUUCCACCAAGUAUGCUAACACUUGGAGACCUGCAAAGGCUCUUUCUGCAGGUGCUGAAGACCAUAUGGCACAGCCUGCAACCUCUUUAUGUCUUGGUUGUUACAGGUGCUGGAGUGUGAGACUGAGGGCCAGGGAUUGGAGACAUCUCUGUCACAUCUGCCCUUUUCUCAAAUGCCUCCAGGGAUGGUGACUCCACCACCACUCUGGGCAGCCCGUUCCAAUGUUUGGCUACUCUGAGAAGUCCUGUUAUCCUGCCAUUCACACUUCUGUUAGAGACAAUCCUGAAUAACUUUCCCUAGUGCCCCUUGUUCCCAGUGGGUCUUCUCCUGUACGACUUACAAGGAAAGGGCAGAAAUAGCUCCAGGCAGCAACAUGAAUUUACUUGUUCUGUAUUUGUUUAACUCGUUGCACAUGCCAGACCAUAAUUUGGCCCCUAAAUAGAGUGAAGAUGUCAAACCAUUUACUCCUGAGAAAACCAGGGAAAUUGUGAUGUCACUGCAGCAACCUGCAGUAUUCUGUAACAUGGUUGGUGACUGGCCAGCCCUGCACUGGGAUGUGAAACACCUUUCUGCGAUGCUGGAUGGAAAGACAAUACAGUUUAGGAUAGGACUAAAGGCAAUGGAUUUAGUUCCCCAGUUUGAAACCAGCUGUAGCUACGUGAAGGCUACUCUUGAAGAGUUUUUGGCCUGGAGUAGUGGACAGCCUUCUUCUCUCUCUGGACCAUUCAGUUGUUUUGAGCACUCUAAAUAUUGGGCUUACGCUGACUAUAAAUACAUUGCUAGGAUAUUUGAAGACAAGGAGGAAGUUUUCCAGGAUGUAAGGUGGUCUGACUUUGGUUUUCCUGGAAGAAGUGGAAAAGAGAGCACGCUGUGGAUUGGGUCGGAAGGAGCAAACACUCCCUGCCACUUGGACUCAUAUGGCUGCAAUUUAGUGCUGCAGAUACAAGGAAGGUCCUUGGUUGAAUGUGCAGCAGAGACACUUUGGAAGCCCCUUGGCACUGCUCUUAUUGCUGCAGUCAGUCCCCAGGACUUCUUAUGGCAUCAGAAAAGAUGGCACCUCUUCCCACCUGGUGACACCAGCUUCCUUUAUCCCACCAGGAUCCCUUAUGAGGAAUCCAGCAUAUUCAGCAAAGUCAAUGUUGCCAACCCUGAUCUGAAACGCUUUCCUGAGUUUAAGAACACAAGAGCCCAUGUGGUUACACUCAGUCCAGGACAGGUCCUGCUUGUUCCCAAGCACUGGUGGCACUACGUGGAAUCCAUUGACCCCAUCACUGUCAGCAUAAACUCUUGGAUUGAACUGAGAAAGGAGGGAGAAAAAUCUCUACCAAAAACAGUGAUAAGAAUGACCUGGACAGAGGAACGAUGCCACCUUAACUGUGUUUCAGCUGCAUGGGAUCUUCAGGAUUCAGAUCACGAAGCCCGUGUAGAAGAAGCAAUAACUAGAACACUGGUAUGUGCCCUAAAAUCAGCAGAAAGUUCCAGUGAUGGAGAUCCCUGGCUAAAUCCCACUGAGGUUGAGGCAACAUCGCACGAAGUCAACCUUCAGUACCUGAAUCAAGCAGUGUCUGUAUAUUUCAAGUGUCAAAAGGCCAACGUGUCAGAGCAGGCACAUCGCAGCAGCAGUGGAGCAGAGCAAGAAACAAGAGCCCCAUGCAAGAGGAGGAAAAGGCAAGUUAGCUGUGAGCCACAGGACUGCCAGUUACUAAACCACGAGUUCAGCUCCUCAACAUUUAAAGCAGAGGAGUUACAGAAAAUACCUUUUGGGCCUCAUCUCGUUCAAGUUUUACCUCAGUCUCAAGAAACAAGCUCACUGGGUGCAGGUGCAGUUGCAAGUGAUGAUAGAGAUCUUCUCCACGAAAAUGAAGGAGGACAUUUUGGAAAAUUACACUGCACCAGGAAGCAAUUGGUAAUGAGUAAUGACUGCACAACGCCUGCAAAUCAAAUGGAUUCCGACAGUAGUCCCAAUGCCUUGCAGGCAGCCCUUUCCACCAAUGAUUUGCUGGACUGCCUGGUUAAUCCACAUGUCAUCAGGUUAGUGGCUCAGCUGCUCUUGGAGAGAGCAAGAGUUUAAUGGCAGAGCACUUCAUUUUUGAAAUAAAGAAAUCAAAUUUCA
Molecule: messenger RNA, 5620 nt
Organism: Gallus gallus (chicken)
Lineage: Eukaryota; Metazoa; Chordata; Aves; Galliformes; Phasianidae
Gene: HSPBAP1
Product: HSPB1 associated protein 1
Exons: 10
Coding region: 3998-5578 (526 amino acids)
Molecular function (GO): 2-oxoglutarate-dependent dioxygenase activity
Source: RefSeq, a predicted model, not a curated record